UUAAAGAUGGAGGCUUGUGCGAUAGGUUACUUAUUAUUCAACUUGUUUCAUUUAUAAAUUUGCUACUCUGCCAGACAUUUAGUUGUUGACAUCUUUAUAUACAUGAUUAUUUUCGAAACAAGGUAUUUUAGGUUUAAGUAAUCUUCAACCAAAACAAGUAUGGAAGGCUUAAAACUUAGUGAUUCUGAGCUGCAAUGUUACGGAGAAUUAUUUCAGGCGUGUGACUCAGAUGGCACAGGAAAGAUUACCGGUUUAAAGGCAUCUGAACUAUUUCGAGGGUCAGGUCUUGGACAAGAUGCGCUCAUCCAGAUAUCUGAACUGUGUGGAGCCAAACGUUUAGGACACUUUGGAAGAAGUCAGUUUUACAUUGCGUUAAAGUUAAUAGCUGCUGUUCAGUCUGGUUUUCCACUGAAAAUAGAAAGUCUUAAUACAGGUACUGAUUUGAAUUUACCAAAAUUUAAUCUUAAACCUAAUGAUCAAGCUGGUGAAAAGAAAUUGACUCCUCAAUGUAUAGAGACUGAUAAUGAGAUUAAUAUAAAACCUGGUCAAUCGUCUGGUGCUGGUCAACUUCCUCCUCCACCUAAAAAGUCACAUAUGCGUAGUUUAUCUGGUCAAUAUAGAGGUAUCAUUCCAGAUUCACCUCAACAAUACAAUAACCAGGCAUUGAACAGAGAGGAAACAUCACCAAGAGAAACAAAGUCACCUCCCUUCUCACCACAACAAUCCCCACCAGUUUCUCCAUCUAAUGCCAGAAGACAAUUAAUUAAACAACAAACCGUACCAGCUAACUUUACUACAUCUGUACCAGCUGAAAAUUUAAUCAUGACACAAACUAGUCUAGAUGGCGGCCAUGUUAAUCCUGUGGCAUUAGAAGGCGGUAUCUAUAAUAAUGAAACAAAUGAAAAUGGUGGGUGGGCAGUGUUUGAAGAUGAUGAUGAAAAUCAUAUGCUUAUUGGUAGUGGUGUGAAGAAAUGGGAAACUGAUACUUUGGAACCGCCUAACUUCGAUUCAUCAUCUAUUAGUUCAGAAGCUGAUAGUGUAGAUGAUGUAUUUUGUGUAACUGAUGAACAACGUGAUUAUUAUAUUAAACAGUUUAAAACAAUGGAACCAGAUCUAUCAGGAAUGAUAUCAGGGCCAGUUGCUAAAGAAUUUUUUGAAAAAUCCAAGUUACCUGUGUCUGAAUUAUCCAAGAUCUGGCAACUAUCUGACUUAAACUGUGAUGGGGCAUUAUCUUUGGAAGAAUUUAUUAUUGCCAUGCAUCUUGUUGUAUUACGUAGAAAUGAUAUUGAUCUUCCAGAACGCCUUCCUCUUUCUCUCAUGCCAUAUGCUACAUUAACUAAUGAUGAACCAUUUGCUGCGGACCUACCACAAGGUAGUACAUUAAAACGGGUAACUCCUCCACCUGAUCAGCAGUGGUCAUCAAAUUUUCCUGUUGACUCACCAGAAUCAAGUGGCGUUCCCUCCCCUGCAUUAAAACCUGCUAAUUUUGAAUUUGCUAAACCUAUUGCUGGCGAUCCAGAUUCUAAGAUUGUACAUCCUGUUGCUGUAAGAAUGUCACCAGAUGGUCAACCAUUACCACCUGAAGGUUAUGAUAGAGGUCGUGCAUUAUCAGCUGAACAGUCAAAACUGAUGAACAGUGACGGUGAUCCAGGCUUGCAUGAUUGUGAUGCCAUUGCUCAAAAUGACUUAAUGACCCCGACCAAGCAGAGGUCAAAUACUGAGUCAAGUGCUGCUGACUCAAGUCAGGUAGAUGGCCCUGGCUCAAAGUAUAAUACACCCUUACAUCCACGUCCACGCCCUGUGCCAAAGAAACCAAAUCAAGUCCCAAUGGUAGGACGAGGUCACAUUCAACCACCCCCAUUCUCUAGUCAACAUGAGACAUCUGGUCCAGAACGUCCCACAGUGUUAUUACCCCCAGCUAAUGAUACAGGAGCUUAUAGUCAAGAACCCCCAGCACCACCACCUCGACCUCCACAAUCUCAUGGACGAAGUCUGUCAGUUGAUCUGAAGUGUAGAACAGAGGGUGGUGCAUUAAUGGGUUUAUUACCACCACCUGCUGUACCACCUAGAGUAUCACCGAAAGAUCCACCAAUACGUAAAGUAAAUGAACCUGUGGGCUUUGGUGCAAUAGAAGCUACUGAAAAAUCAGUAUCAUUUACUGAUUCUGUCAACCUUUCACCCAAAGAGACUAGACACUCUCAUAUUAAACCCAAGUUUAUAAUAGGCCCCAUUGAGAGGCAUCGUCGUUGUUUGUCACUAGACUAUUCAAAAGUGGUUGGAAAUCAGUUUGGAGGUGGAGAUCCAGCUAUGAGCAGUGCUACUAGUAAUCUACAACUUUCUUCAGAUCAUAGAAUAAAAUCCCCAAAUUUGUUAGAUUCUGGAGGUGGUGAAGAAAAUGAGCCAAGUGAUAAACAACCUAUAAUGAAAACAGCUGUCAGAACAAUAAGUCGAGAUAAGAGAGAAGUACAAAUGGCCAUAAGAACUCACAAAGAGCGUAACUCAACCUUAACUCGACUAAACAGUGAACUUAAUCAAGAAUUGCAGGAAGUAAUGGAACAGAGAAUAGCCCUAGAAAUCCAACUGGAACAUUUACGCCCAUAUUCCUCCUAGUGAUAAUAUUGUUGAUGUUAUUAGAUUUACAAGAUGAUGUUCACUAGAUUAAUUGACACAUGUAUGUGGUAUAUAGACUGUAAAGAGAUAGGCAAUUAAUCUGCUGCAUUUAUCUUCAAUACUACGCCUGUUGUUUUUUUUUUUCAAUAAGAGUACUGACUAAUGAAAUGACAUUAUUUACCUGGCUGAUCAUUAGCUUAUGAUGGUGACCUGAUUUACAGCCAUCACCUCAACGUGUUAUAUAUACAAUCUAAGUAUUGUUAUACAGACUAGAGACAUGAUGAUGUAUCAGCUGGCUAUUUGUACAUGCACAGACUCAGCUGCAUGGUAAGUGCCAUAAGUUAAAAAGUGUUUAUCCAUUUAAUAAAUUUUAAACUAUCCCUGCUUUUGCUUGCAGGUUGUGGAAAAAGAAACAUUUCCUUGUUUACUGCUUUUCAUGAUUGUACAAUAAUGAAACUGGUCAUAUUAAAAUGAUGAUGAAGAAAUGCAAUGGCAAUAUUAUGGCAUUUAUACCCAUAUUUUAAUUUAUGGCUUGUAUUUGUAAAGGAAAUUAUAGUUGAACACAUUUACAAAUAAUAGUAUUGUAUGAACUGAGAAUUGUAAACAUAGAGAUUGAUGUGAAUAUAGUAAGAGAAGUCAUCAUUCCUAAUACAAUGUCACCAAAUUGUUAAAAGUUUUGAAGAAAUUUUUAAAAAGUUUCAAAAAAUAAAGACUAGACUGAAGUCUACCGAUCAAUAUUUGAACAUUCUUGCUCAUUGUUCUUUUAAUUCUAGUCAAUAUUCAGACAAUAAUUGACUUAAAUAUAAUAUGCAAUAAUAUUAAUAACACAUUUUACUAGUCGAUACAUAAUAAUAUUAAUGAUAUAACUGGUAUUUUUUCUAAUAAUUAUAAAUAGAUUUAGUUAACAGUCUGUUGUCAGAAAAGGAUUUUCUUAAGAUUGUGAAAUAAAAAAGAAAACAAUUGAAUAGAGUAGAGACAUUCAUGCAUUUCCUUUCUGAUGUCAUAAAACUUACAACACAAUCUUAAAAUUGGCACUUUUCUGGCAACAUUUGCCAUUUCAACAAAUUUAUUUAAAGAUACAUUAUGGGAGAUUAGAUAAAAAGCUGGCAGUUCUCACUAUAAUAUUAAAAACUAGAUAAUGUAAAGGGAAUUUUCAGUCAAAUUGAUCCACUCUGAACCGAGAUUUUAGUGAUUGAAUUUUUCGGCCUAGCCACGAUCAACAUUACUAAAGUCGGGUACGAUAAAAACAUAGUCUUGAUUGUCCAUUUCAUGAUUAAAUCAUGAAUGGAAGUCGAGCAGCAAAUCAGAACCUAAUCCAAUAAACAUCACAGGCUAGCAAUGACAUCGAGAGUUGAUUUCGGUCUGGAUAGGUUAAUUAAUGUCUAUUUAAUAAUUUAGAUAACAUUUCAGGCCUAAAGAAAGACCUGGAAUAAGCAGAUUUAACUCUCGCAUGAUGUAUGUUUAACUGAUAUGUUAUAUAAGUAACUGAACAAACCAUCUGCUUUAAACACAUUUUCUAAAUCAAUAGUCAGUAUUUUGUCAUUGAUAAACUGAUGAUUUAUUAAAAUGUUAUAAGUUGUAUAGCUCUAAGGUAACUUAUUUUUAUUUUAUAUUUAUUUGGUAAAAGAUCAGAAGGUGAAUAUCUAUUUUGUGGUACAAAAUUAUGGAGAUUAUUUAAGAAGUUUCAACAAGAUCUAAUUCAGAUUAAAAAAACAUUUGUAGCAUUGAGCAUGUUAAAAUUGUGAAAGUAAUUAUGACUUAGGAAUAUUUAGGGUCUCUAGUGUAUAGUGAAUAUUACUAAUAGUGCUGGUGGAAUCUAGUUAAUGUUUUUAUUGUUGGUAUAAUAUAUUAUUGUUUAAAUUCUGUUCUAUUUUUCCUUGUCUUAUGUGCCUUUUAAUUGUCUGUAUGAAUGUUUAAUGACUAUUUAUAAAUAAUUACGUAAGUAUUUCUACUUUAAAUGCUCAUUACUGCAAAAGUAUAUGUCUAUUGUGUAUUAAACUACUGAAAUCUUUAAUGUAUAAUUGGAUAUUACCCACAUGCAUCAAUAGAGUGAUAUUAUUUAUAGUUUAGAUAUCUUAUCUUAUUUUACUAUUAAUCAAUAUGUAAUAUCAUUAUUAUACAGUUUUAUACAUAAAGUAAUAAUAUGAAUAAUAUUGCAACACAAAUUGUUUUAUGUUCAAGUAUAUAUGAAUAUGUCUGUCCCAAAACUAACUUCCCCUUCGACCAUGGUUAAGAACAGUGAAGGCCACAGGAGGAUUGCCUAUGCCUCCCCUAAGAAAAUUUCAUUUCCUGAUCGAUGCCAAGAUACAAUUAAUUUUGUUGAUUGUGUUCGUUAUCCAAGACAUACUUCAAAAUGCAUAUUUCUCUAAUAAUUUUUGAGGACCCCUGUCCCACUUUCCCACUGGAAAAUCAUGAUUAAGACGACUUGUUUUUAAAUUUUACCUUUUACAAAUGCCAUGAUACUGGAAUAUAGCUUUUGGUUGUUUAAAGGUGUGUAAAUGUGAUUUAACAGUAGGAGUUUUCAUAUCACGAUUGUCUGCCUUUACAUGCUUAUAGAGUUGUUAAGGUAGCAAAGUAAUUCUGGUUGUGAAGAAUUUCUCCAGUUAUAUUAAGUAGAAAUAUUAUAGAAUUGUGUACAUAUGUUUUUGUACAAUGUGAUGUAAAACUUAUAUAAUUAUUGUUAAUAUUAUUAUUAUUAUUAUAUGUUUGCUUUAUCUGUGAUUCUUUUUUUCUAGGUUUCCAUUAUACUUCUUAUGUAUUUACACAGAUUUCACACAACCUUAUAUAUUACAAGAGAGGUAACAAUCAUAUACUGUAAAAUCUACUAAUUUUUGUUAUAUCUGUCUAAUAAGUUGUUGUCAAUUUUUAUUAUGUUUUAUAUAAGGAACAAGUGCUGAAUGAUUGUGUGUAGUUAUAAAUGACCAGGCCAUCGACUUUUAUAAAGGGAAAAUAAUAAUUCCAAUUAGAUUUCCAAAGCAAUGACAACAGUCACAUUUCUAAGUUCUUCUGCAAGUAAUCUUCUUAUUAAUUACAUUUCAAGACUUCCUGGGAAAUCCAUUUUUAUGAAAAAUCAAUAAUUACUAAUUAUAGGAAUUAAACAACAUAAUUCUUUAUUGAGACUUUAUGGCAGAUUGUUAAGAAAAUGUUGUUCUUAGAAUCGUAUUGUAAUGCUAUGUUUAUUGUUAUGAUAGAAAAUAUGUAUAGAAAAUAAUGGAAUUUAUAGUAUGUGGUAUAUAGUAUAUGAUAUUCAUGCACUAUAUGUAGUUUUAUUGACAUAUAUAGUACUUAAAAAUAUGCCUCCCUGUAUAUUUACUAUACUUGCAUCAUUUUAAAAAAUAUUGGGUUUAUAAAAGUUAUAGCUGAUUUUGAUACACCCACAUUGAAAUAUGCUUAGAUAUUGUAUAUUGCUUGUGGAUGCUCUAGAGGCUAUAGUUACCAUCAUGAGAUGACAAAGACUCCUGAUUUUCAAUUGUGACCCUUGGUAACUUUGAGAAAUCUAGAUCCUAAAAUUAUCCAAUCAACAUGCAAUUUAUACAGUGUUUAUGCCCAUCAGAUGAAAAAAAACCUAAUGAAUUUGGGCAUGGGACAAAGAAAUCUAAUUACAAUUUUUGGAUGAUUAUUGAUAAAGCUGAAAAAUCAUCAGCUCAGACUAAUUGACUGCUGGAGGUGUAUGUUUCAUUUAUAGAUCACUAUGAUUUUGAUAAAAAUAUACUUUACAGGUUAUUUAAGGUAACGAUUUAAACAUAAACCAGAUUAAUAAUUAAAACACAUUAAUAUACAAUCAUGUUCAGUAAUUCUCAGUUCACUAAUUAAUAGCUUAUUCAUUAAUGGCAAACUGGGUCCCAUUUCAGAAAGAUCUAUUUCUAAAUUGAACAUUUUACUACUCAACUGUAUUGAACUUAGGUAAGCUUCGUGAAUUGACCUCUUAUCCAGUAGUGAAGUAUGGCUCAACUGUUGUGGGUCCACUGGCUUAAAUGACAACACAUAAAUAAUACAUGUCAGUAUCUAUUGUUCAGUGGAUAAGCUCUAUCUAUAACUAAACUACACCCUAGCUAUCUCCAGUCAGACAUGUCUUUGUGAGUUGAUAUCAUUUCUAGAUGUCACUCAGAUAAGGACUGUGCCAAAUGGUUGUAUGUGUGUGGAAAGUUAUCUUACUCUAAUUAUGACAAUGCUGAUAUAUUUGCUACAAUGGGUGACCAACAUGUGAGAGUUAUUUUUCUGACAUUCUCAACUUUGAUGUUUAUUAUAUAUUUUAAUAUCUGAUUAUUUUACUCAAAAUGCCUGCAUGUGAUAAAUGUGUCAAUGCAUUGUUGAAUGGAUCGUAUUUUAAUCCAAAAAUAUCAUUUAAUACAAUCUAGAUUUAAUUUAUUAUAAUUGUAUGUUGAAUAUCAAUUAUCACGACACAAUUUAAUUUAUUAUAACAUUAUAAGUUCAAUUCAGAAGCAUAUGGUGUGUAGAUAAUGGAAUAAUAGCACUUAGAUCAAGAAAUUAAAUAUCUUUUUAUCUCCUAGUAUUAUGUAAGCUAAUUCAGAAUUAACUCCUUUUAAAAUAUCCAUGCAGUCCUGUAUAGAAAUUAAAUGAAAUGAGGUUUAACAUUCUACUGGGCUAAUGAAGACGAAGUCUGAUAGUGCCACUGAUAUUGGGCAGGACGUCCCGUAUGAAGACUGCUGCAAAUUCUGUAGAAUUCCCUUAUAUUUAACUUUUAUACGCCCACAUUUUCAUGUGGACGUAUAUUGUCGUUGCCCCUGCCCGUGUCUGUGGACAUUCACCAGGUCACAAUUUUAUCCGAUUUUGACGAAACUUAAAAUGUAUAUUUACAACCCAAAGAUCUCGGUUCCUGUCAAUAUUCGUGCAUAUCGGACUAUAACUUCAUGGAUUAUGGCCCAAGAUUGCAACAAAAAUCGCGUGGUUUUUUUUUUGGGGGGGGGGGGGUUAGCCUGUGGAUCAUCUAGAGUUCACAAUUUUUAUCCGAUUUGAAAAACCAUUCAAAUAUAUCACCGUUACAUUGUAGCAAUCGUCACGAGAGCGUACGCCAAUGUGCGAGUAAAUUGCAUUGAUCACGUGACUUGUACAGAAUAGCGAAUAGCCAAAAAUGUAAGAUUAUGGACCCUGAUUGCACCAAAAAUCGCGGUGGGUCUUUUGGGUUUUUUUUUUUUUAACCUGGGGACCAUCUAGAGGUCACAAUUUUUAUCCGAUUUUAAAAACCAUUCAAAUAUAUCACCAUUACACGUAGCGAUCAUCACAAGAGUGUACGCCAAUGUGCGAGUAAAUUACAUUGAUCAUGUGACUUGUACAAAAUGCGUAAGAUUGCUGUGGUAGCUGCUAUUUAUUUGCUUCUAAAACCCUGGAAUCGUGAUCUCAAACAGGCAAGGCCUUUCAAACCAAAGAAUCAUCAAUUCUUUUUUCAUCAGAUUCCAUGCGCAGUGGAGGCAUCCAUUUUGAGAUCAUGUGAUAUCAAUGAUGUCCCCGAAUGGCGUAUGAAAAUGGUUCGCUCGACAAUAUAAGCUGGACACGGGCAGACAACAGCCGGCGAAUUGAUUGCCGGUGUAAAAUAUUCGGCCGAAAAUAUUUAACAUUCUAAAUACGGGGUUCGCCGAGCGGAAUCGUCGCCGUGAACGGGCACAUGGGCAAUUUUUUUCGAGCAAUUUUAAAAAUCGUCCCGACAAGGCGAAAAAAAUACGUUUGUCUGCCAUAGGUAAAAUGGGGGUCAGACAAGCGGAUAUGCCAGAGCAGACGAACGGAUAUGCCUGAAAAUAUAUGUUUAUAUUCCAAAGAUCUCAGUUCCUUUCGAUCGGACUAAAACUUCUUGGAUUAUGACCCCUGAUUUUUAGCUUGUGGAAACCUCUAGAGGUCACAAUUUUUAUCUGAUUUGAAAAAAAAAACGUUUAAUUAUAUCACCGUUCGACCAUAAUGACAAUUGAGUUCGAAUUUCGUGAAAAUCGGAGUGAAACUGUCCUACAAAAUAGCUGCUCCCUUACGCAAAUAGUGUAAAACUAUGUACUAAGGUUGUGGACCCUCUAGAGGUCACAAAUUAAAAUAUAUGUUUAUAUCCCAAAGGUCUGGGUUCCUUUCAGUACUUGCAUGUGUUGGACUCUUAACUUUCUGGAUCUUGGCGUGUUUUCUACCCAUCUCUUGCAAAAUGUGUGUUUAUCUUACAUGGCAACCGCUUGUUUAAAAAAGCUUGCAUCUUGAGAAUAGACCAAGUGCCAUACCUAGCAUGAAAUCAAAUUUGAACAUGCCUAAUGCAAUUUAUAUGGGUAGUCAGAUCAAAUUGAUUUUUUUAUGUAGAUCUCCAAGGUAAUAAUACAUCUUUCAAGCAAGAAUAGUUAAAUUCAUUUCACAAUUGAAAUCCUUGGUAUAUUGAGCAAGUUAGAUAAAAAAAAAAUUAAAUAUGACGGAUAAUUUCUUUGAGUUUAAAAUCUAUAAUAUGUUUAACAGUACUAGGAUAGGUAAUAUGUAUUUAGGGUUGUUGAAAUAAAAAGCAUGUUAUGAAUGAUAUGAUCUUACUAUUUUUAUUAUUAUUAUUAUGUAAACAAGUGUAUAAUGUGUGUAGAAAGUAUAAUAUAUGUAAAUGUAUGUAAAUUAUGAUGUAUAUAUGAUAUUUGUCUGUAUGUGGUGGCCGAUCUUGUCACUUUAAACUGUGUAAAUAUAUAUAUGUAAAGUAUUCAGACAGUAUUACAUCUAAUCUACACAUUACAGACAUACCAUAUUGUAAAUAAACUAAUAAAGGUGAUAUGGCUGUACCCAUACUUAAACAUAAUAA
Patella vulgata (common limpet) is the source of this 9373-nucleotide messenger RNA. Its product is annotated as ralBP1-associated Eps domain-containing protein 1. NCBI's taxonomy places the organism in Eukaryota, Metazoa, Mollusca, Gastropoda, Patellidae. Gene Ontology annotation, biological process: endosomal transport; endocytosis. The transcript is spliced from 22 exons. Gene Ontology annotation, molecular function: protein binding; calcium ion binding. The record is from RefSeq and is a predicted model, not a curated record. Gene Ontology annotation, cellular component: plasma membrane; cytoplasm. The coding region runs from base 160 to 2610 and encodes 816 amino acids.